Molecule: messenger RNA, 5004 nt
Organism: Phycomyces blakesleeanus NRRL 1555(-)
Lineage: Eukaryota; Fungi; Mucoromycota; Mucoromycetes; Mucorales; Phycomycetaceae
Product: beta 1,3 glucan synthase
Exons: 5
Coding region: 1-5004 (1667 amino acids)
Biological process (GO): (1->3)-beta-D-glucan biosynthetic process; fungal-type cell wall polysaccharide biosynthetic process
Cellular component (GO): 1,3-beta-D-glucan synthase complex; plasma membrane
Molecular function (GO): 1,3-beta-D-glucan synthase activity
Source: RefSeq, a predicted model, not a curated record
AUGGAUUUAUCUCAGACUACAUUUGGCGAAAAUGACCUUCCAGUCAACUUCUUAGAGACCUCAGACUUGUAUACUCAUGGCCACCCAUUCUCUGACCUACUCCGUCCUCCAAAAAAUUCACCGGACGCACCCGCCACAAUCUAUCAAUACUGGGACACUGCCGGCUGUCCGAUUCGGAUGACCGAUAUCGAAGACAUCUUUCUGGACUUUGCAAAGUACUUUGGAUUCCAACGCGACAACAGACGCAACAUGUAUGACCACCUCUUGACAAUGCUGGAUUCACGGUCGGCUCGCAUGACCCCAAGACAAGCCUUAUUAUCACUCCACGCAGACUACAUUGGUGGAGAGCAUGCCAAUUACCGCAAGUGGUAUUUUGCCUCCCAACUUGACCUUGACGACCGUCACAGUGUACCCACAACCCCAACCGGACAAUUGAUCGAAGAAGCCAAGCGAGAGUGGCGCCAGAGGAUGGAGUCUCUGACGGACCACACACGAGUCUGCCACCUGGCCCUCUAUCUUUUGAUCUGGGGAGAGGCAGCCACCCUGCGGUACAUGCCCGAACUGAUCUGUUUUCUGUUCAAGGCGGCAGAUGACUACCGUGUGGUCAUCAAUACUUCUCUAGUAAACCGGCUCAGACAAGUGGCCCCUGAAAGUUUUCUAGACACCAUCAUCACCCCGAUCUACCAGUUUGCACGCGGCCAGUCGUACACACUUGUCCGUGGUGAGUGUAUCCGUCGCGAAAGGGACCACAACCACAUCAUUGGCUACGACGACAUAAACCAGCUCUUCUGGGAUCGCAGGUCGAUGGCCAGGUUGCGACUCAGAGACGGCCAGUUCCUCAAGGACAUCGUACGCUACGAGCAGUUCCACGUACUGUCUCAAAUCGAGUGGUCAAGUACAUUCGAAAAGACGUUUUACGAAACCCGGUCGUCGCUCCACCUGCUCACAAACUUCUCGCGAAUCUGGAUCAUCCACGCCGCCUCUUUUUGGUACUACAUGGCCGCAAAUGUCGAUUUCGUCUACCUCUCAAUGUCAGGAAACCGACACGAUCUUGCGGUCAAGCUAUCUGUGAUCGGAUUAGGAGGUCUGGUCGCCAGUCUGCUACUCAUCAUGGCCACCCUGGCAGAAUUUGCAUACUUACCUGCCACCGUCCAGACCACCAAGAUCCUUGUGUCGCGUAUCCUGGUCCUCAUGGUUCUUUCGGCAUGUCACGUCGGCGCAUCUGUAUACGUUAUCCAGUUUAACAAGGUCGGUGGAAUGGUUGGUUUGAUUGUCGCCAGCUGCCAGUUGGGUCUAGGAGCCAUUCUUUCGAUCGUGCUUGCCAUUGUCCCCUCGGCAAAUCUAUUUCGCCGUCAGCGUUCGAGCCACCCAAUUGCAUCCAAAACAUUUACCGCCCAUUUCCCAGGAAUUCCAGGAGACGAUCGGUGCCUUUCAAUCCUGCUGUGGAUUUGCAUCUUCAGCAGCAAGUUCCUCGAAACUUAUUUCUUUUUGGCCCUGUCUUUCAGGGAUGCCCUGGGGGCCACAAUCUCAGUGCGACUCGGCAGCUGUGCAAAGGACACACUCUUGGGUAACUCGGUCUGCAGAAUAAUGCCUAUUCUCACCAGCACACUUUUAUUUUCUGUUGAAUUUCUCUUGUUCUUUCUCGACACCUAUCUCUGGUAUGUUGUCUGGAGUACACUCUUUUCGGUCUCACAGUCAAUGCACCAGGGGCUCUCUGUAAUGACCUCCUGGCGUACAUUGUUUGGCCGCCUACCGCAGCAAAUCAUCCAAAAAGUCGUGGCAACCAAAGAGCUGGACACACUCCAUCUACGUAAAAUUGCAUGCUCUCAGAUGUGGAAUGCAAUCGUGAUAUCAAUGUACCGAGAGCACCUACUGUCCAUCAGUAACCUUCAGGCACUUUUGUAUCAGGUUCAAACGACUCCAAAUGCCAAUGAUGGAACCAAUAACAGCAUUAAUAAUACAAAUGGAAAGGAAGCCAGGGAGCUCAAAGUGCCAGAAUUCUUUGACCCAAAGGGUGCCACCGACAAGGAACAGUGCUUCCCUGGACAAUCCGAGGCCGAGCGUCGGCUGUCAUUCUUUGCCCAGAGUCUGUCAACUGACAUCCCAAAACCUUGUUCGGUCCAUGAGAUGCCGGUCUUUACGGUCUUUACACCCCACUAUGCCGAAAAGAUGCUCUUGUCACUGCGCGAAAUUAUUCGUGAAGAAGACACAACCUCAAGGGUGACACUGCUAGAGUACCUCAAGAAGCUUCACCCAGCCGAGUGGGAAAACUUUGUAAAGGACACCAAGCUAAUUGUCGAAGAAAGCGAAAACGAAACGUCGGAUCGAGACGACCUGCCAUUUUAUUGUAUUGGCUUCAAAUCAUCUGCACCAGAGUACACACUGCGUACCCGGCUUUGGGCAUCCCAACGAGCACAGACUUUGUACCGCACUGUAUGUGGAUUUAUGAAUUAUGCAAGAGCACUCAAGCUUCUCUAUCGUAUUGAGCACCCAGAAAUACACGCCACUCGAAAACAGCAACAAGAGCAACAAAAAACAUUACUGGAUCAAUUAGCCCACCAAAAGUUCCGUUUUCUGGUGGCCAUGCAGAGAUACGCCAAGUUUAAUUCAGAAGAGGCUGAGAACUGCGAGUAUUUGCUAAACACCUAUCCACACCUCCAGAUUGCUUAUAUUGAUGAAGAAAAGCCCAAAGAGAAAGAUCAGGAGCCGAUUUAUUACUCGGUCUUGAUCGACGGCAAUUGUGAGCGGUUGCCAGGUAACAAAAGACUACCGAGAUACCGGGUCAGGCUACCCGGAAACCCUAUCCUGGGUGAUGGCAAGUCAGACAACCAGAACCACGCCCUGAUCUUUUAUCGAGGAGAAUACUUACAGCUCGUGGACGCCAAUCAAGACAAUUAUUUGGAAGAAUGUAUAAAGAUCCGGAGUAUCUUUAGAGAGUUUGAGCAAGAGGACGCUCCGGAUGAAACAGAGGUGUAUAGUUUACAUUGCAGCAAUCCGUCCAAGGCAAAACCUCCAGUGGCCAUUGUUGGUGCACGAGAGUACAUCUUUUCAGAGAAUGUGGGGGUGUUGGGAGAUAUUGCGGCCGGAAAAGAGCAGACCUUUGGUACCCUGACGCAGCGGAUCAUGGCCAAGACAGGCGGAAGACUGCAUUACGGACACCCGGAUUUUCUAAAUGCGGUGUUUAUGACAACCCGUGGUGGAGUCAGCAAGGCUCAGCGGGGGCUUCAUCUUAACGAGGAUAUUUAUGCGGGCAUGAAUGCACUUUCAAGAGGUGGCAAGAUCAAACAUACGGAGUACCUGCAGUGUGGAAAGGGCCGUGAUCUUGGGUUUUGCUCGAUAUUGAAUUUCACGACAAAGAUCGGCACUGGUAUGGGCGAACAGCUCCUGUCGCGGGAGUACUAUUACCUAGGUACACAAUUGCCGGUCGAUCGGUUCCUGAUGUUUUAUUACGGCCAUCCAGGGUUUCAUAUGAACAACAUUAUGAUCAUAUUUACAAUCCAGGUGUUCUUGAUCUGUAUGAUGUGUAUUGGCGCCAUGGCUGCUUCUCUUCCAACCGUGUGUCAGCUAGGCAAAGAGUGUUUCAAUCUCCGACCGGUUACAGAGUGGAUUCAGCGGUGUGUCUUGUCGGUGCUGAUGGUCUUCUUUGUGUCCUUUUUACCGCUCUUUUUACAGGAAUUGACUGAAAAGGGCACCUGGCGCAGUCUAUGCCGUCUUUUCAAGCAAUUUGUCUCGCUGUCUCCCUUGUUUGAAGUGUUUGUUACCCAAAUAUAUGCCAAUGCCGUGCUUUCCAAUCUGAGCUUUGGUGGUGCACGCUACAUAGCCACCGGCCGUGGAUUUGCCACGGCACGAUUGCCCUUCUCGGUUCUGUAUUCUAGGUUUGCGAAUCCGAGCAUUUAUUUUGGAUCUCGGACGCUAUCGACUCUUGUGUUUGUGACAUUGACGAUGUGGCUGCCGCACCUAGUCUACUUUUGGGUCACGGUUGGUUCUCUCAUCAUCUCGCCAUUCGUAUUCAACCCACACCAGUUUGUAUUUGUGGACUUUAUUACGGACUACAAGGCAUUUCUGGGUUGGUUGUGUCGGAGUCAGGGGGAUGAAAAGCAGCACAAUCACGCUUGGAUCACAUUCUGCCGCGAGAGUCGGAUGAGAGUUACGGGACAGAAGAAUAUUUCGGAAACAGCAUCAUCAACAUCUUUAUCAUCAUUAUUCUUGAGUAUCUUUAUGACUGAGAUGGCUAUGCCGCUUGUGCAGGCACUGGUUUGUCUGGUUUGCUACCUGUUUCUCAAGACACAUGAGGUAAUAAAUACAAUGAAGCCUUGGGGUCUGUUGGGACCUUUGGUGGCAGCCACGGUGGUGCCGAUUGUUUGGAAUGUCGGUAUUCUUCUGUUGUGUCAGUGCCUGUCGGUCUCACUUUCGGUGGUCGGAUCGGUUCAGCAUGGGGUUGGGAUUGCGGCUCUGAGUCAUGGCCUGGGACUUUUGGGAUUUCUGAUGGCGUUUGAAUAUGUCUGGUUCUAUGAGCAAUUCUCGCUUGCUCUGACUGUCAUGAAUAUGUUGGUGGUGUUUUCGGUUCAAAGAUUUUUGUUCAAGAGUAUGUUGGCUCUUUUUUUGACUCGAGAACCUCAGCAAUAUGGAAUUGACAAGACUUGGUGGACUGGUCGAUGGUGGGGUAGUCAGCUUGGACGACAUGCUGGCCGUGAAUUCAUUUGUAAGAUCGUCGAGAUGUCUGUGUUCACAACAGACUUUGUUCUGGGCCAUUUGAUCUUAUUCGGACUGUUCCCUUUUACCCUGAUUCCUUGGGUGGACCGCAUUCAUUCGAUUAUGUUGUUUUGGUUGAAGCCUUCGCAUCAGAUAAGAUCUUCAGUUCUGUCUACCAAGCAGCGCCGUAAGCGGCGUGGAGUUGUGUUGCUGUACGGACCAUUGUUUGUGCUGGUACUAGGAAUAUUUGUAGCCCUUAUUGUCCUCCCACCGAUAUGUUUUCCCACCCUAUUUCUAAUCCAGAGGCCUUGA